AUGCCUCCAGCAUCUCCGCCACCAUACCUGGUGGACAAUACCACCAAAGUGGCAUCCUCGUUGGAGCCCAUCGACGAGCCCAAUAAAUUACAGGGAUAUGCAUCCGCUCCGGGUAUAAUUGACGAGGUCACACGCGUAACAGACCAUAAAGCUGAGCGACGCCUCUGUCGGCGAUUCGAUAUUCGCUUGUUGCCGAUUCUAGCAAUCAUGUAUCUUUUCAAUGCUCUUGAUAAAGGAAACUUGGGUAAUGCAAAGACCGAUGGGAUGACUGAUGACCUUCAUUUUAAGCCAAACCAGUACAACCUUCUAUUAUCUAUCUUCUUCGUUCCAUUUGUGAUCUUUGCGCCGCCUUUUUCGAUGCUCGGGAAGAAGUAUAGCCCCGCUCGAGUCCUACCAAUCCUAAUGUUUUUCUUUGGCUGCUUUACCUUACUCUCAUCGGCGGCUCACAAUUUCGGGGGGAUAUUUGCCUUGCGUUGGUUCUUGGGCAUGUCGGAGGCAGCGUUUUUCCCGCUAGUCAUAUACUAUUUGACGACGUUCUAUCGCCGUGGAGAAUUAGCCCGUCGUCUCGCCAUCUUCUACGCAGCCUCCAAUAUUGCCAAUGCCUUCUCAGGUUUGAUCGCCUUUGGAGUAUUUCAGAUCCAAGGGUCCAGUAUUCCCAACUGGCGAUAUUUAUUUAUCGUUGAAGGUGGAGUGACUGUAUUGUUCGCAAUUUUCGCUUUUUUCUACCUUCCCAGGAGCGCUGCUGAAGCCAGCUUCCUUUCCGAAGAAGAAAAGGCCCUGGCUUUCCAUCGCAUUCAGGUUGAUUCCAGUGCUAUUGUCAACGAGAAGUUCAACCUCCGUGAGGCGCUUGGCAUUUUCAAGCAUCCUACCACCUAUGCUUUUCUAUGCAUUGAAAUUUGCCUGGGAGUCCCGUUACAAGGAGUUGCUCUUUUCAUGCCGCAAAUUGUGGCACGUUUGGGUUACCCAACUGUCAAGACCAAUUUAUACACUGUGGCACCCAACGUGACAGGUGCUGCAAUGCUCCUUGUGUUGGCAUUUCUGUCCGACUAUACUCGUUUGCGAUCGCCAUUCAUCGUGCUCGGCUUCUUGUUCACCUUUGCCGGGUUUAUGAUCUAUGCAUCAAUUGAUGACGUCAAGCAUGAACUGCAGCUGGCUUACUUUGCUACAUUCAUGAUGACCUGGGGUACAUCAGCUCCUUCUGUCAUGCUAAGUACCUGGUACAAUAACAACAUCGCCCAUGAAGGACGUCGUGUUCUUCUCACGAGUAUCGGUGUGCCAUUGGCCAAUCUAAUGGGCCUAGUCGGGAGCAACGUGUUUCGCGAUCAGGAUGCCCCCAAGUAUAUGCCGGCUUUGAUUACUGUCUCUGCUUUUGGGGCUACUGGUGCCUGUUUGGCGGGUCUUCUGGCAUUGUAUAUGUGGUUAGACAACAAACGGCGAGACCGGCGCGAUGGAGUAACAGUUCACGCAAAGGAUAUUCCAACUGACCGAAUGCGAGAUGGACCAUCAUCGCCGGAGUUCCGCUGGUUUCUGUAA
Molecule: messenger RNA, 1533 nt
Organism: Penicillium angulare
Lineage: Eukaryota; Fungi; Ascomycota; Eurotiomycetes; Eurotiales; Aspergillaceae
Product: putative MFS transporter
Exons: 3
Coding region: 1-1533 (510 amino acids)
Biological process (GO): transmembrane transport
Cellular component (GO): membrane
Molecular function (GO): transmembrane transporter activity
Source: RefSeq, a predicted model, not a curated record